Molecule: messenger RNA, 2818 nt
Organism: Arabidopsis thaliana (thale cress)
Lineage: Eukaryota; Viridiplantae; Streptophyta; Magnoliopsida; Brassicales; Brassicaceae
Product: ARM repeat superfamily protein
Exons: 6
Coding region: 298-2421 (707 amino acids)
Biological process (GO): protein ubiquitination
Molecular function (GO): ubiquitin-protein transferase activity; ubiquitin protein ligase activity
Source: RefSeq, marked reviewed
GUCUAACGCAUUUAUUAAGAGAAAGUAUGCACCAAAAAUAUCGUUAUUAAUUGACUAAGUAGACCGAUAAAACUUUAUUUAAGAGAUUAAUGGAGCUCAUAAUAAAUAGCAACAAAAAUCUUUGACGAUGAAUGAUUUGGUCUUACCGCGCUUCCACGGUUCUAAUCUUCGUCGUCCUCUCUGAUAAAGAGACAGAGAGAGAGAGAGAGCUGAAACUGCCAUUUCCGCAAGUUCUUGUUUCAGGGGUUUUGUAUAUUUGCCUCAACUUUUCAUUGAUUCACGAAUUUAUUUCAUUACAUGAUGGUACAUAUGGAGGUGUCUUGGUUAAGAGUUCUUCUAGAUAACAUCUCCUCCUAUCUAAGUUUAUCAUCUAUGGACGAUUUAUCUUCAAACCCUGCUCAUAAGUACUACACCAGAGGAGAAGAUAUAGGAAAGCUUAUCAAGCCUGUUCUUGAGAACCUCAUUGACUCUGACGCGGCUCCUAGCGAGUUGCUUAACAAUGGUUUUGAAGAAUUAGCUCAAUACGUUGAUGAACUUAGAGAACAGUUUCAGAGUUGGCAACCUCUUUCAACUAGAAUCUUUUAUGUUCUUCGAAUUGAAUCAUUAGCAUCAAAGUUACGAGAAUCCAGUUUGGAAGUCUUUCAGCUCCUCAAACACUGCGAACAACAUUUGCCUGCUGACUUGAUCUCACCUUCUUUUGAGGAGUGCAUUGAAUUGGUGAAGUUAGUGGCAAGAGACGAAAUAUCGUAUACUAUUGAUCAAGCUCUAAAAGAUCAAAAGAAAGGUGUUGGACCUACUUCAGAGGUUCUGGUGAAAAUUGCCGAGAGUACUGGUUUAAGAUCCAACCAGGAGAUUCUUGUUGAAGGUGUGGUACUUACAAACAUGAAGGAGGAUGCUGAGCUUACCGAUAAUGACACCGAAGCCGAGUAUCUAGACGGAUUGAUCUCUCUAACAACACAAAUGCAUGAGUACCUUAGCGACAUAAAGCAGGCUCAGUUACGUUGUCCAGUACGCGUACCUUCUGAUUUCCGCUGCUCUCUAUCUCUUGAGCUUAUGACUGAUCCAGUCAUUGUAGCAUCUGGUCAAACAUUCGAACGGGUUUUUAUCCAGAAAUGGAUCGAUAUGGGACUCAUGGUUUGUCCAAAGACAAGGCAGGCUUUAUCUCAUACCACUUUGACACCUAAUUUCAUUGUCAGAGCUUUUCUUGCAAGUUGGUGUGAAACUAACAAUGUCUAUCCUCCUGAUCCAUUGGAGUUGAUUCACUCAAGUGAGCCAUUCCCUCUUCUUGUUGAAUCAGUGAGAGCUUCAUCAUCAGAGAAUGGCCAUUCAGAAUCUUUAGAUGCAGAGGAACUGCGUCAGGUCUUUAGUAGGUCUGCUUCGGCGCCAGGCAUUGUCUCUGAAGUGGUUUGCAAAACCAAAAGAAACAACAAUGCUGCUGCAGAUAGAUCACUGACACGGAGUAAUACCCCUUGGAAAUUUCCAGAAGAGAGGCAUUGGCGUCACCCCGGGAUCAUCCCAGCGACCGUAAGAGAAACAGGAAGCAGUUCAAGUAUCGAAACCGAGGUGAAGAAACUCAUUGAUGAUCUCAAGAGUUCUUCAUUGGAUACACAGAGAGAGGCCACAGCUAGAAUCAGGAUACUAGCAAGAAACAGUACAGACAAUCGCAUUGUCAUUGCGCGGUGCGAAGCAAUCCCUUCGUUAGUCAGUCUUCUUUACUCAACGGAUGAGAGAAUCCAAGCAGACGCAGUGACUUGCUUACUAAACUUAUCCAUCAACGACAACAACAAGUCCCUCAUCGCGGAAAGUGGAGCCAUCGUACCGCUUAUUCACGUUCUCAAAACAGGAUACUUAGAAGAAGCUAAAGCAAACUCAGCAGCAACUCUAUUCAGCUUGUCGGUGAUCGAAGAGUACAAGACAGAGAUAGGAGAAGCAGGAGCUAUAGAGCCACUUGUUGACCUCUUAGGAAGUGGAAGUCUCAGUGGGAAGAAAGAUGCAGCCACGGCUUUAUUCAACCUCUCAAUACACCAUGAGAACAAAACGAAAGUAAUCGAAGCUGGAGCAGUGAGAUACUUAGUUGAACUGAUGGAUCCUGCUUUUGGGAUGGUGGAGAAAGCUGUGGUGGUGCUAGCGAAUCUUGCAACGGUUAGAGAAGGAAAGAUUGCGAUAGGCGAAGAAGGAGGAAUACCGGUAUUGGUGGAAGUUGUGGAGUUAGGUUCAGCAAGAGGCAAAGAGAAUGCAACUGCAGCACUAUUGCAGCUUUGUACGCAUAGCCCGAAAUUCUGCAACAAUGUCAUAAGAGAAGGAGUGAUUCCACCUCUUGUGGCACUUACUAAAUCAGGAACAGCUAGAGGCAAAGAGAAGGCACAGAAUCUUCUGAAGUACUUUAAAGCACACAGACAAAGCAAUCAGAGGAGAGGCUGAUCUUGCUUUACCUUAAAGGUUGUUCUAAGUUCUAACUUAUACAUGAUACACAUCUGCAUAUAUGAUACUUAUAUAAAUAUGAAACUGUUACCUCUAAAAGAUUGUGUAUUUUUUUAGUAUUUCAUCAAUAGUUGGUUUAUUUGUAAAGGAUAUUAUUCUCUGUGCUAUUUUCUUCUUCUUUUCUCAUUGAAGCAAAUAUUUCAAAAUUGAAUUGUUGUAUUCGACAUUGAACCGAUGGACGGUCCCGCCCAUUUGAUGGUGAUAACAAGUUUUAUUUUUCAACAAUAAAAACAUGUUAUUAGAUUUAAAAUGUGGUUGUUUUGCGACAAUAGGUCAUCAAAUGUACGUACCCUUAUGUUAUUAAACGUUCAAUAAACUAUGAAUUGUCUGUGUGACG